AUGCAGCCAGCCUCAUUCCCAUACUUCUACAAUUUGCCUUUCGACAUUCGACAAUUGAUUUGGAAGUAUGUCUUCCCUAAUCUUGGACAAACGCGACUGCUCACAUUCAAAGUGACCGAAAAUAACGCUUCUCCUGGCGAUGACUGUCCCAAAGUCUGCAAGCUCCCACCCCUGGCCCCGGCAACUUCUACAGCAAGGAUAGCCUUAUCGACUUGCUUCGAUUCCCGAGCCUUUGCACUUAGACUGCUUCCCCACGUCCUAGAACUCUCGCCCCAGGAGCAUGACGACGCUGGAGGUCUCGUCCGCUUCAAUGCGCAUACGGACAUGGUACUCAUCGACUGGUCCCGUGCGCGUUGCUACUACUGUAACGGGUCCGUACUUGUCCCCGAUUACGCCAUGGUUGCCGUCGACAUCACACACGACUCUUUAGCUUCGUUUCGGGCAGAGAUCAGACAUUUGGUCAUCCGCGAGAAAUACAUGAAGAUGCAGAGUGACGGGCCCACCCGGAGGCAGAUGGCGCUCAACGUCUCAGCCAUGCCCUCGCUCAACAGCGUCCAACUUUUGACGGAAACAAACUUUAGCACCCUGAUUUCUCCACGCUACGUGUGCGGACAUGACUAUGGAGAUUGUCAGUUGUACAGCAACUAUCUCCAAGAGCAUACCGACUGCUCUCAUCACUUUGUCAGAUGUGGCGACGAGCCAUCGUCGCCGUGGUCCUUUCGCAAAUAUAUUGACCUCUUGGAACAGUCUCUCACCCUGGCAAUAUCCAAAAGCCCCGACCCGCCAGACUAUAGCGAUUUUCAGGUCUGUGGCUACCGCGACGUCAAUUUUGGAUGUCUGGCCCGGCUGGAGAUCUCGCCUCCGGUUGCGGGAGAUUUUUUUACCCCGGAUAGCCAGUGGAAUGUCUUUGACUGCCCUGCAGGAUUGGUCGACUACAGCAGUCUCUAUUCUCAUCAGCUAUGUGCUGAAGACCAACUUGAGCCGUUGGCAUCCGGUGACGAAAGAAUCCCAGCUCCGAGACCUGGGUGGCUACCUACCUUGCCUGGAUGGAUAGUUCCAAGCAGGCCGAAUGCUCAAAGAGUCCUUGAAAGGUGUCACAACACCAGACGCUUGAGUACUAGGCUCCUCGGCGAGAUUGUUACCAACCAAGAACAGCCUGAAGCGGCUACAUCCGCGAGAACCGACUCCUAUUGUAUACGGCGGCUGCCAUUGCUUCGACCGCUGAAACAAUGA
Messenger RNA from Pyricularia grisea, 1233 nucleotides. RefSeq lists its product as uncharacterized. The coding region runs from base 1 to 1233 and encodes 410 amino acids. NCBI's taxonomy places the organism in Eukaryota, Fungi, Ascomycota, Sordariomycetes, Magnaporthales, Pyriculariaceae. The transcript has a single exon. The record is from RefSeq and is a predicted model, not a curated record.